CCAGGUCAGGCUUCUGCUGCCCCCUUGACUCACCCCACGGGCUUCCCCCAAUCUCACCCCAUGCCUGGGGAGCAGGAGGGUUGUGUCAGCUCCCUGGCAAGCGCUCAAGCGGCGGAGGGGAGGGCGCUCGCCCCGGCCAAGUGGCGCAAGAGGUGCCUUCCCCAGCCCCAAGCCGCCGCCCCCCGCUCGGCCCGCUCGCUCGCACCCUGCCCUCCCCGGAUGCCUUUCGUCGCCGCGCCACAAAACCCGGCGGCUCCACCCCAGCCUUGACAGAAGCGAGGCGCUCGCACACCCCACGCGCUCCAGAGAGAGGCCGAGGCCGGAGAAGAGCGAGCGGCGGACCGACCGAGCGACCUCCUCGCCUCCUGCGGCUGCCAGGUGUCCUGAAGGCAUGUUUGACGGCAGGAGAAGAAAUCAUGCCAGUGCCGGACCCCCGUGGGGACGUGGGCCGUUGGGCCAAUGUCAGUUAUCGUGUGCGGCAGCCUGACGCGCCAGAGCCCACCCCCAGAAGGAAGAAGCGGAACUGGUUCAACAAAUGUUGCGGGUGCUGCUCUGGCCAUGCAGAUGAUGCGGACUGGGGGCCCGCACCUGGCGAGGUCCCGGGGAAUCGGCGAUCGGAGCCAGCCGUCCGAGAUGGCAUGCUGGUGAUCAGCGGAAUUGACUUGAUGAGCAGCCGAUCUGGCAGUAACCGCCGCGCUCACCGCACAAAUGAGUUUGAGUAUGACAACCUCAUCAUCCGCCGCGGGCAGCCUUUCGACAUGAAGCUUCAGUUCCGACAACCCUAUGACCCCGAGGAGCACCGGAUCUGCCUUGAGUUUCUCAUUGGCCCCUCGCCACAGGUCUCCAAGGGCACGCACAUCCUGGUCCCCGUCGGCAGCUCUUUGUCUGGCUUCGGCUGGUCAGCAGAGGUGACUGACACAGGCUCCAACACCAUGUCCCUCCGGGUUCACACCUCACCCAGCGCCAUCAUCGGCAAGUACCAGUUCAGCGUCAAGACGCGAAGCAAGGCGGGCGAGUACCCGGCGCCCUUUGACCCUCGCUAUGAAAUUUACAUCCUCUUCAAUCCCUGGUGCCGUGAGGAUCCUGUUUACAUGUCGCAGAGCGACUGGCUAGAGGAGUAUGUGCUGAAUGAAACAGGAAGGAUUUAUUAUGGGACAGAAAGCCAGAUUGGAGAAAGAACAUGGAAUUAUGCCCAGUUUGACAAGGGUAUGCUAGAUGCUUGUCUCUUCAUGCUGGACCGGCGCGGAAUGCCACAUGCAAGUCGUGGAGACCCCAUCAUGGUUUCCCGCGUUGUCUCUGCCAUGGUGAAUUCUCUGGAUGACAAUGGGGUGCUGGUAGGGAACUGGACAGGCAACUACUCCCGCGGCACCAACCCUUCAGCGUGGGUGGGCAGCCGAGACAUCCUCCUGAAGUACCACCAAACGGGCUACCCUGUUCUCUAUGGGCAGUGCUGGGUGUUUGCUGGAGUUGUGACCACAGUGCUCCGGUGCCUGGGCAUUGCCACGCGGACAGUCACCAACUACAACUCGGCACACGACACGGACAUCAGCCUCACCAUGGACAUUUACUUUGACGAGAACAUGAAGCCGAUAGAGAACCUCAAUAAAGACUCUGUCUGGAACUUCCAUGUCUGGAACGACUGUUGGAUGAAACGGCCUGAUUUGCCUUCAGGGUUUGACGGGUGGCAGGUGGUAGACGCAACACCACAAGAAUCUAGCAGUGGCAUUUUCUGCUGCGGACCCUGCUCCGUAGAGGCCAUCAAGAACGGGCUGGUUUACAUGAAAUACGAUGCCUCCUUCUGCUUUGCAGAGGUGAACAGUGACAAGGUGUAUUGGCAGCGCCAGUCUGACGGGAGUUUCAAGAUUGUCUACGUGGAGGAAAAAGCCAUUGGCCACUUAAUCAGUGCCAAGGCGGUUGGCUCUCAGCAGCGCCACGACCUCACCAGCAUUUACAAACAUCCAGAAGGGUCUGAGGCGGAGCGCAAAGCGGUAGAAACGGCGGCCAAGCACGGCACUAAGGCUCACAUCUACAAAGACAAGUCGUGGGGAGACGAGAUUGCGGUGACUGUGGAUACCCAAGAGGCCUACACGGGCCAAGACAUUUCCUUGACUGUCAACCUGAAGAACCGAAGUUCCAUGCCCCGCAACGUCUCCCUCAACCUCUUUGUGGCCGUCAUGUACUACACGGGCGUAACGGGCAGCAACUUCAAGCAGGAGCAGCGGCAGGUCCAAGUGCCGGCAGGCGGAGCCCAGGCUGUCCCCAUGGUGAUCUCCUACCCAGAGUACAAGCCCCACCUGGUUGACCAGGGGGCCAUGAAGCUGAGCAUCUCUGGGAAAGUGGCAGAGACUGGGCAGGUGAUAGCAAAGGAGCAUACCUUCCGACUGCGCACACCGGACCUCACUCUCACGUUGAUGGGCCCAGCUAUCGUUGGACAAGAGACCGAAGUGCAGAUUGUCUUCAAGAACCCACUUCCUGUGACACUAACCAAUGCCAUCUUCCAUAUGGAGGGAUCGGGUCUCUCCACCCCCAAUACGAUGACAGUGGGGAAUAUUGGUCCACACCAGACAGUAAGGCUACGUCAGACCUUCACACCGCUGCGUGCAGGCCAACGCCAGUUAGUGGCCAGCCUGGACAGCCCACAGCUCUCCCAGGUCCACGGGGUGCUGACGAUCAAUGUGACCCAGGGACCCCCACCAGGCCCGUCAUCUGCUUCUCCAGUACCUGCUCGGGGGUCUCCGGCCCGGGGACGGGCUUCUCCGGCCCGGGGACGGGCUUCUCCGGCCCGGGGACGGGCUUCUCCGGCCCCUGCCCGAGAUUCUGCGGCCCCUGCCCGAGAUUCUGCGGCCCCUGCCCGAGAUUCUGCGGCCCCUGCCCGAGAUUCUGCAGCUCCUCCUGCCCGAGAUUCUGCAGCUCCUCCUGCCCGAGAUUCUGCAGCUCCUCCUGCCCUCGCUCGGGCCUCUCCUGGUCGGCAGCCGGCAGGCCGCAGCAACCCAGCAAAUGCCCACGGGUCUCCAGCCCACCAUGCGGAUCCACGAGGCUCACCAUCGCGCCAGCCAGAUCCUCGAGGCUCCCCCAACGCCCCUGCUGCUAACAGGGCUGGGCGAUCGGGGCGGCCUGUCUGAGCCAGACCUUUUUAGUCAUUUUUUUAAAUCAUGUACUGUGUAAUUAAUUCUAUAUGAUAUCAGCAGAACUGGGAGCAGAAUGGAGAGGGAGGGGGGGCUGUGUGUGAGCCACAGUGGCUCAGUGGACUGCGGAGAUGGAAAGCCUCCCGUCGCAGGUCAUCCCUCAGCUGCAUGGUGCAUCCCACCAUCUCUCGGCCCUGCCUGUUCUUUGCCAUCAUCUAAUAUCUCUCCUCCCCUGCACCUACCCAUGCAAUGUGUUAUGCUGUUGCCUCCACUUUAUCCACCUUUUUUCUUUCUCUCACGUAUCUGCCCCCCGCAUGACUUAAUCUCCGUCCAUCCCCACAUGUCCUCCCUUCCCUCUUUGACUCUCCGUCCACAAUCAUGUAAUCCUUCCACCUUCACUCUCUUUCCCCACACUGUCAGUUUCACUCUCCCCAUAGUUCCAAGGCCAAAGAUUAUACAUGUUUGCCAGCACCACUGUGUUCCCUACAAAUCCACUUGUUCCCUCCCUCUUGAUCAGUGGGGUUCCCUAAAGGGUUUUGUUUCUUUUUGUAUUGAUUGCCCUCUUUUUUUAUUCUUCUUCACUGUGGCAUUCUUUUUGUUUUUAAACAAUACACUGAAUCUCAGACAUUCACACACACACAUGCUUGCUCCCACCAAAGGCAGCCAAGAGCUUCUAAAGGGAGACCUUGUUGUUCUUUUUAAGUCUUCCUAAGCUGAGCUACCCAUCCAGAUUGAUCCCCCACCAUAUCCACUGGAAAUUACCCCCACAGUCACACACUUGAGACUUGCUGCUUUUUACUUUUUUUUACAAAAUUUAUAUACCACUUGAUUGUAAAAAAAAAAACCUCUACAUAUUUUGUAGAAAACCUGUACAUAUUAACCUCCCCCCUUGGUCCCUAUUCGACAAGGUUAACAUAUACAGAUUGUGCAGGAGGAAUUCCCCCGCCCCCCAAAAAAUGUACCUGACAGCUGUGAGGAGGAGAGGGAGAGACUACUUAAGGAAGACUAAUCCACUGCAAAAUGUACUGAUUGGCCAUUGAUUGUUGACUGAUUUACCUUUGUUCGCUUAUUUAAAUGUACGCUCACGCAAAACGACCACAAUCUUCCCUUGACUUUGCACUGAAACCAAGCUGUGUUCUUGUUUUAUUUUGUUUUGUUUUUAAAACAACAUUCAAACAGAAGCCAGAAUAAGGUGUUUAUAACCAGCCAGAUGACAACUGAUUAUGUAUGUGAAGAUAAAUGGAUUGCGCUACAUUUAAACUAUAUUGAAAUGAGUGAAGCCAAAAAAAAUUCUGUCAUUUUUUCCCCCGCAUUAAUAUAGGUAUUUAUUUGAAAAUAAAUGAUUUUUAACUCGAAA
Rhineura floridana is the source of this 4482-nucleotide messenger RNA. It is a transcript of the gene TGM1, whose product is annotated as transglutaminase 1. NCBI's taxonomy places the organism in Eukaryota, Metazoa, Chordata, Lepidosauria, Squamata, Rhineuridae. Gene Ontology annotation, biological process: peptide cross-linking. Bases 417 to 3122 code for a protein of 901 amino acids. The record is from RefSeq and is a predicted model, not a curated record. Gene Ontology annotation, molecular function: protein-glutamine gamma-glutamyltransferase activity. The transcript has 16 exons.